Homarus americanus (American lobster) is the source of this 9142-nucleotide messenger RNA. Its product is annotated as protein O-mannosyl-transferase TMTC4-like. Lineage: Eukaryota; Metazoa; Arthropoda; Malacostraca; Decapoda; Nephropidae. Bases 103 to 2439 code for a protein of 778 amino acids. Gene Ontology annotation, biological process: endoplasmic reticulum unfolded protein response; protein O-linked glycosylation via mannose. The record is from RefSeq and is a predicted model, not a curated record. Gene Ontology annotation, molecular function: protein binding; mannosyltransferase activity. The transcript is spliced from 15 exons. Gene Ontology annotation, cellular component: endoplasmic reticulum.
AAUCGGAGUGUCCCACAUGUCAGCUGAGAUGAUGAAUGCGCUGCAGUGACAGACGACAAAUGUAAACAAGUGCUACUGCCGGUGAUGGCUGGGUAAGGCACCAUGGUAUGUGGUGGCUGGUGCUGCACCUGGGAUGGGGACCACCACAGGCUGCAGGAAAAAAAUGGCACAGACAAGGGUGCUCCUUCCUCUAAAGCUGGACAAUAUUCUCCAAAGUCAUGGGAUCAAGACAUUCCUGCACCAGAGCUCCCAUAUCCUGCUGCAGCCAUCCUGGUGGGCAUUUGUGCUUGUAUCUGUUUUGUGAAUUCCUUGUCUGGAGAAUUUGUUUUUGAUGAUUCAGAAGCCAUUGUCAAUAACAAUGACAUACGAGGGGAGACUCCUCUUGGCAAUCUAUUUCACAAUGACUUUUGGGGAACACGGCUCACUCAUCCAUCAAGUCACAAGUCCUACAGGCCUCUGACGGUGCUGUCAUUCAGAUUAAACUACUCCUGGGGUGCACUGGAGCCAUUUAGUUAUCAUGCAGUCAAUGUGGUGCUACACUGUCUUGUGAGCAUUAUGAGUCUCCGAGUCUUCUACAUGGUGUUUGGCAAUGGGGCUCCUCGAGCUGCUCUCCUCUCUGCCAUCCUCUUUGCUACACAUCCAGUACACACCGAGGCUGUAUCAGGGAUUGUGGGUAGAGCUGACCUUCUUUGUGCACUCUUUGUAUUUGUGGCUCUUUUGAGCUAUGUCAGAGCUGUGAAAGGAAUGCCCGAUGACUUCUCCAACAAGGGACAGAGCUAUUAUCGCAACACAGGUAGAUGUGGACAUAGUGUGCUCUACCUUCUGAUGACUGCUGCCUCUACUGCCACUGCCAUGCUCUGUAAGGAGGUUGGCAUUACUGCAUUGGGAGUGUGCAGUGCCUAUGAUGUUUUAUUAGCUCAUGGAGGUUUGAUAGGUCGCACUAUUAUAUUGCUGGUCAUCGGCCACAACCAACGAGCAGUAACUCUCUGGAGAAAUCUUCCGGACGGUGUGGUUCGUGGCUUGAUCUGGCGCCAUGUGAUAUUAGCAGUAACAGGGAUAGCUCUUCUGGUGGCUCGUUGGGUUGUCAUGGGCUCUACUGUGCCAAGGUUCAUGAAAGUGGACAAUCCUGCUUCAUUUCUAGAUAGUAUUUUCUUUAGGGGUUUGAAUUAUCAGUAUACAUACAGCAUGAACGCUCUUCUUCUGGUUCUACCAAUUUGGCUGUGUUUUGACUGGUCUAUGGGCUGUGUGCCAGUCAUUGUAAACUUCAGCGACCCAAGACUGCUGACUCUCCCAGUUCUGUGGGUUUCAUUCAUAAUGUUGCUGAGGCGGGGAAUGGCCCAAGGCAGAGGGAGUCAGACCUCUAGAUGUGUGCUAAUGGGGUUGGCCAUGGGCAUAGUGCCAUUCUUACCAGCCACAAACCUCUUCUUUCGGGUAGGAUUUGUGAUAGCUGAGCGCGUGCUGUACCUGCCUGCUGCUGGCUUCUGUAUUCUUGUGGUGACGGGUAUGAGGGAACUUGGUGUAGCUGGCCAGGUGAAUAAGAGAGUGCUUCAGGUGGGAUAUAUGUUCCUGGUGGUGGUGUUUGUAUUGCGCUGCCAGCAAAGAAGUCGUGACUGGCUCACUGAGAAACAACUGUUUAGCUCCGGUCUUGAUGUUUGUCCACUAAAUGCUAAGGUUCAUUACAACAUGGGUAAAGUUGCUGCCGAUACUGGCGAUGUAGUGGAAGCUGUGAGGAGAUACCGGGAGGCUCUACGACUAAAUCCAGACUACGACCAGGCCAUGAACAACCUUGCUAACAUUCUCAAGGAUCAAGGGCAUCUUGACGAGGCAUUACAUCUACUUCAACAAGCCACCACAUUAAGACCAGACUUUGCUGCAGCUUGGAUGAACUUAGGCAUUGUUCAAGCAUCUUUGGGUGACCAUGGAUCAGCUGAGAAUAGUUACCUCACUGCUCUCACUCAUAGAUCAGUGUAUCCAGACUGCCUCUACAAUUUGGGCAACCUUUAUUUGGAAAAGGGUGACCACAAUGCUGCUCUAGCCACCUGGACCAAUGCCACCUCCCUCAAGCCCUCUCUAGCUGUGGCCUGGACUAACAUGCUCAUCCUCCUGGACUCACAAGGACUUUAUCAACCAGCCAUUGAAGUUGCAGAUAAAGCAUUAAGACACCUUCCAAAUGAACCAGCUCUACACUUCAACCUGGCCAACACCCUCGGUAAGCUGAGUAGAUAUGAGGAAUCUGAAUCUCAUUUUCUUCAGGCCACAAACCUUGAUCCAAGCAACGCCAACUACUGGGCUAAUCUUGGUGUUCUGUAUCACCGUUGGCGUAAGUAUGAACAGGCAGAAAAGUCUUACAUCCAUGCUUUGAGACUUAACCCGACAUUGAAAAGUGCUCAAGAUAAUUUGAGUAUGCUUCUCAAAGCCACAGGGAAAAUAUCUAGAUAACAGAAGAUGAAUGAGAGUGUUGAGUAAAUAACAGACAUGGACAAGUACCCGGUAAUAUGGUAAGAUGGUGUCAUUCUAUUGAUAAGGCUACAGCUUUGCAAACCUGUUGUACUGUAAUAAUGUUAGCAUAUCUCAUACUGCAGUAAUGGGUUAAGUUUCUCUGGCAGCUUCAUGUUGAGGUUAAUCACCUUGGGUUUGGUUACCCUCUUUUUUUACACUGUACUUCUUUCUAGUGUUGCUUUUGCUGUUAAUAAUAGUUAUUACCUUUGACCCAUCUGCUUAUUGUGAUCUGUCAUCAUUACAUUAUUCUCUGAGUGACUCUACUGUAACAUAUUUAACUUCUGGUUUUUUUCACCUAGUAUUAAACUGAGAUUAGCUGAAACUGAGAGACUGAGUUGUGUUUUUUUUGUAACCAAUGCCAAAUGAGGGUCAUGGAGUGCUUAGCUAGGCUUCUAACAAGCAGCCGAUGUUUGUAAGAGCCUUUUUUAAGGACUAUUGUGGUAAUGGGAAGAUUUUGAACUUAUCACUCAAGUAGUUUCAACCACUUAUGUUGUUACUUUGGUAUUCAUACUGUAAAAUUUAGCUGGUCAUCUGUGAGUUAUUCAGUCCAGGCUCAGUUAUAAGGAAAGAGUUUCAUGAUCAACCCCUCAUUUUAGUCCUAUUAGUCAAUUGAGUUGCAGUAUAGCAGGUUUGCAGUGUUAAAAACAAUGAAUGGAUUUUUGUGAGUGAAGUAAGAUACUUAAUAUUACCAGUUUGCAAUUUUGAAUUCUCAGAGAUAAAAUGAAUCUUAUUUUAUUAACUUUGUACUUAGAUAUCUCAGACAUUUUGAGUAUUUUAAGAACGAAGGUACAGUAGUGUUACAGUAUAUUGUGCCACGCUAGGUUUGCAUUUUUCUUAGUAAUAUAACACAGAUCUUAGUCACAAGGACAAUUUUACUAGAAAUUAAUAUUUUAGAUGCAAGCAAAGUUAGCAGUUAUUGUCACAAAAUAUACUUGGCAAAAAUGUAAUCAAUGCAGUGAAAGUGUAAUUUUAUGUAAACUUGUCUUGACAACAAGAAUGACAUUUCAGGCUACGACUCUUAAGCCUGCCUGUUCUUGAAAUAUUGACUACUUACUGGGGGUCCUUGUCUUCAAACAAACCCUUAUUAUGUCAGCCUGGGUUAAUACCAUCACUUCCUUUUCCAUCCUAAUGUUGGUCUCAAAUGAUUUAUUUAGCAGAGGCAAAAUGCAAGUAAUUUAAAUGCAUCAGGAAUUCCAUUGGAUUUUAUGUAGGAAAUCUGUUAAAACCAGAAGGGAUUAUCUAGCUUCUAAACAUUUACCUGUUCAUGUCUAUCUUAUGCAUCCCACCUGGAGUGAGUCCUGGCCCUUACAAUUAACAAGCUACAAAAUAUGUGUCCUGGGUGAUAGUGUUUAUGACAAUUAGUUCACAAAUGCUAGACUUAAAGCAAUUUACUUUAAGCACCUUAACCUGGACUCAGCAGGUGUUGGUAACAUGCAGGGUAUAUCAACAAAGUUUUUAAAUUGAGAUAAGUAGGAACUAAAAUUCGUCUGAUUCUGUAUAUCAUUGAGAACUGUGAUAGGUUUAGCCAGCAGAUCAUUGACAUGUCUAGAUGGUCUUACACUGAGGUUUCGUAGAAUAUUGUACAUAUAAGCAAAACAAAGAGGAGCUGAUCUUCAGCCAAGGAUAUGGAGGACUGGCCUGGAAUUAAAAAUGGGAGACAGAGACUUAAGUGUGUUGAGUGGUGAUAUAGCUUACACAACUCUAUUAAGACUUUCAACCUCUAGGGUAAACUGUUGCACCAUAUACUACUCAUUCAAAGUUGAUAGUGUGAUGGCAAAGAAGGAUGAUCAGUACUGUAUAUCCAAAAUUGAUUUAACAAAUCGAUGUUAGUGGACUCUGAAGACAUUGAACCAUCCGGUAGGCAACCCAUAAUGAGACAACUAACAUGAGCUUGGCCUCUAAAAGGUGCUUCAAGAACAAUCCUCUCCAGUUUGCAGUGCUGCUUAAGCCUGGGAGUUUUUUUUUUGUUUUUUUUUUGUUCCAAAAAUAUCUUUACAAUUUUGUAUUAGACAAUAUGAUACAAAGAAUGAAGGAUUUUGACAACCCUACCUAGAGAACAGGAGUUGCAGUGUUCAUUUUGAAAUUAAUUGUAGUGUACCUCUCCGUAAAGAUACUUUUGGAGUGUGUGUACGUGGAAUAUAUGAAAACUUGAGACUGAAAAGGUGUGACGGUGGAGCAUUAAGGGCAAACUAGACAAACAGACCUGAAUCUCUAAAAAAAGGAUGUAAGUGUUCAAGCCAUGGUCUUUUUUUCACUCACAUCAUCUAAGGAAGAAAUUUUGAAGAUAAAACAAGGAUGGAUUGAAGUUGUAAGAAUAAGCAUGGUCAUUAGAUGCUGUUGAUUGGGUAUUAUGUCAAUGCUAAUUUUUGCCAUGUAUCACUACUAGGUUUUGUGUUUAUUGUACUUACUCUCAAGAAUAACUGAAUGCUCAUAAUUAGUACACAAUCAUUGGAUUCUCACACAAUUUAAAAUUUAUACUUGCUUCCGAAUUACUGUAUUUUUUUUUAAUGUGUUGAGUAACCUGUCUUAAGUUAUCCUCAGGUAUCUAUGAAAUAUUUGUAGUUAUUGUUGAAAAUUGAAGAUCAAACUAUGUAUCAGUUGACUUGAUAUUUUAUUUAUGAAAUCAUAUACUGUACAGUACUAUUACAGUAUUUAAAGAAAUACCUUGAUUUAGUUUUCUCUUUAAUUGAGGUUCACUCAAAUCAGGUUACUUUGAAUCAUAAAUAAUUUCAUGGUAGUUGCUUGAUAAUAUUUUAUAGCUAUUAAGAUUACUGUAUGUAUUUGAAAAUAGGUGCCAAUUUUAGGUUAAACUAACAUACGUGUAUGUGAAAGUGGGUGCCAAUUCUUAGGUUAAGUCCGAGUGCCAAAGUAGUGAUGGUACAGGUACUCCCAUGAACAUGGAUGUGGCACACUCAACAUAGUAUGGUGUCUGACAAAUAAUACAAUGGUUUUAAUUUGUAAACUUAAUUUCUUAAACUUAAAGUAAUUAGAGUUUUAUAUGAACUGAAUCUCAGGACAUCAAACUUUGAUAGAUGUAAAACAGACAUGUUCAUGAUGGUACAUCCAAAGCAGACCCAGUGUUUCUUUAUUUAGUCAUUAUGGUUAUAAUAUGUUAUACAAAAAUGUCAUAUGAUAUGGAGUCAUUGUUUUACAAAUGCUUUUGCUCUAGUCUUAAAUGUCUUUUAGGCAUCUGGAAAUAGUGAUGAAAAUGGUAUACACCAUCUGAUAAAUGACAUUUAUCAAAUGAUUUGAAGCUGAUAACAAAUGAGAUAAAAUACAGAUGCUUGUCUUGUACAAAACUGUCAGUUUUGUACAUACAGUAUGAAGAAAACAAACAAAAGAUUCAUUGUUAUUUCAUAAAUCUUAGUUAUGUUUAUGAUGUAAUACAGUACAUCAAAUUUUCAUGUUUUAAGAAAUUAAAGAUUUUUUUUCUUUGGGGUUGGCAUCACUGUGGACUUUGGUUUCAUGAAACACAAGCCUCUUGAUUUAGAUUUAAAUCUUAAAGGAUAAACUUCUCAAAAAAUGAUUUUGUUUACAUCUUUACUGUUGUGCACUGUAAUGUGUGUGAUAAGUAAAGAGUAGUAUAUAUGGGGCUAGAGGCAAUCAUAAUAUAAUUUUAGAAACUGACUGCUUUUUAGUAGUAGCUUCUCCAAAAGCUACAAGUCAGUAUCUUUGCAAUACAUUUAUAAAUACUGUACUUAGUAUAUAAUACUGCUUGCUGAUAAUUCCCUAGGCCAAACCGGUACUUUUCUCAACCCGCCUGUGCACUUGCGUAAGAAAUUUUCUGUUGAAUAUAUAAUUACUUCGAGGAUCUAAAUGUUAAGCUUAUGUCAUUUCUCAGAAGUUGAUGAAGAUUUACCAGAUUAAUCCUUAUUAGCAGAAACCCAGUUGUGACUUCCGCAACCUCUUUUCCUCUGCAUAUUUUCAAAAUGCUUUUUUAUGAGAUUUACUCUGUUGUAUGGAUGGCAUAGCAUAGAUUUAUGUUAAAGUAGUAAUUUAAUGAGUUGAAACUUUAAACAUAUUUAUAACCUUUUGUUUUACAUGUUGUUUUUGUUACAUUAUACAUUACUGUUGAGAAUUGCAGAUUUUUCAACAAAAAUUAGGUGAUAUGAUUUCAGUUCAGGAGAAGAAAGCUGUGCAAAAUAUGACUUAAGGUGUUAACUAAAGUAGAUCAAGUAACAAAGGAGAUACCGAAGAAAAGGACUGUAAUGUGCUUAAGUGCUCUUGUACUGAAGCAUGAGAGCAAGGAGGAGGGUAUUAUGCUAUGAUUAAGGAGCAGGUUGGACCAAAUUUCCCCGAGUCAUUCCCUGUAUAGUGUGGCAUUAUCUGUCUGUUAGGGUUUACUAUGUACCAUUCACUAGUGCUAAUGUUUAUUGAUAUUGUGUUGUUCUUUUAUGUUUUAAAGUGCAAUAGAGGAUUGUAGAAGGAAAAUUUCAAGUCCGCUUACUUCUUUUAUCUGAUUUUCUGUAAUAAUUUCCUUGGUAUUUGUUUUAUUUCUGAUCACUUUCUUUCUGUUCACUAAAUAAAGGAGUUAUUGAUAUUAACUGAACAGCUGUGAACAGGCUUUUGCAAUAAUUUUUUUUUAAACAUACAGUACAAUGGAAUAGUUUGUAAUUUUCAACAUUAUCAUAGUUUUUUAUAGUUAAUGACUCGAUGACAGUGGACUCACCCUUAUUGUUAUUUGAUAUGACAAAUUUUCUGUAGGACUUAGGUUAGCUCUAUGAUGAAAUGGCUGAGGCUUAAUGUGUAAUAUCAGCUUACAUCAUUAUCCUGUGUACUUAAAAGAAUCAUAGUAUUUGAAUAAGUUUUUUUUUUUUUUUUAGAAAAGGGUUUUCACCAAUGGUUUAUAACAUUAGGAUGACUUCUUUUCUGACUAAGUGAUGAUUAUUUUUUCUAAAUAAGUUAAAGAACUAAUAAACCCUUUCAGGUACAUUGAUAAUAAUUAUUUGUAUUUAUUUUUAAUAAAAAUGAUGUAUAAUAAUGACAGUAAAUAAAAAUUUAACAGUAAUAUUAUCAUCACCAGUUUCAGUGUUUUACGACCAUUUUCCACCCUUGUGUGGGUAAAGAGUUUGGACGUUGUGUUAUGGGGUGAAAUCAUAUAAAGUACAGUACUGAGGUGGAGUCUUUCAGCCACCAACUGUCUCCUAAAGGCAGUUCACAUGAUAAUAACUUUCCCUGUUUACUACAGAAACAGUGUAAACAGUUAAUGCCUUUCAGGAAAGUGGACUCAGUUUUCAGGUGGGGUAAUUUCCUUAUUUGAGUCACCUCAUCACUUGCCCUGUGUAGGAGCUGAUACACACACAUGAAUCACUGUAUCUGGAAGGGUUAAACCAGCCAUUAAAGUUUUCUGAUAUAAUUUUGAAUUAUUAAUUUUUUUUUAACACCUGACAAUAAUUAACAUUGAAAAAAAUAUAUACCUGUAUGUUCAGGCUAUAGGCCAAUUAUUUCCAGUAAUUUUUUUUUAUCUUUGAAGUUCAUGUGCAAUAAGUAGAUAUGACUAGUGUAAAAAAAUCAUCUCGUUGAAUACGGUAUAGGUUUUCUUAAAAGAAUAUGGAAAAAUAACAAAACACUCAAUUUCUAUUUCUGUACUGUACUUUCACUGUUGCUGUAUUGUACCUAAGAAAAUAGGUUACACAUAAGUAAAACCAUCUUAAUCUGGACUAGUUGGGAAAUUCAGUCUGUCUUAAACUAAUUUCCGGAUAAAAUUAUUUCUGGAGGGGAUAUAUUUAAUCCAGAAAAAAUCUGGAUUAACCGAGAAAAAUCCAGAUGGAAUCGAGAUUGUAAUUUGGCACACACGAAUGCUGUCACCAGUCAUGCUGCUACAGCCCUCAUGUGUGCAUCUCUCUAAUUUCUAUCAACUACUGUACUGUAUUUGUGACUUUGUGGACUACUUACUAUGGGUUCAAAAUGCAAGACAACUUCAAAAGGAAGUCAGAAAGGAGUUUAGCCUGAAGGACGAGCUAGCAGUUCUGGAAGAUCAUGAGAAAGGUGUGUCUGCAAAAGUUUUGGUGGAUAAAUAUUACAAUUACUUGAAAAAACCAACCAUCAACAGCAUCACCAACUUUGUGGUAAAUACUGUAUGUCCAGUAUGUACAAGAAUUAUAUAUAUUAUACAGUACUGUACUGUUGGUUAGUGGUUCAGGUGAUUCAAGUGUUUAUUUUUGCCACCGUGCGGGUAGAUUUAGACUAUUUCAUAUAAAUCCAGACUCAAUCUGGAUUAAUAGAAAUUAGUCUGGAUUAAGAGGGUUUUACUGUAUUGAUAUAAUCUCUACUGGUAUAAGUACUUUGUGGAAAUACAGGUCAAUAUAUAUCAUGUGUUCUUUCUUGUUUAUUGUUUUGUGAAGAAUAUAUAUAUCUAUAAUAAGUAAGUUGUGCAGCUCUUUACCUUUUACAUUUUUGAUGUUCUCACUGUUAAGUAUUGUAUUCAUAAAAUCACUUUGCUCUUUAAGUACUAAAGCUAUAGAGUACUUCACCUUCCUCUGCCAUUACAAACACACACACACACACACACAUAUUCUCUCUCACGGUACUUACUUGCACUCUUUAAAUGUUUCACACUUGUGUUUUAGAAAGUUUAUGUAUUAUUUUGUAUAUAACAAUACAAGACAUUUUGUAGAAAUGGAUAAAGAAAAGGUGGUGCUUA